Heterotrigona itama is the source of this 1682-nucleotide messenger RNA. NCBI's taxonomy places the organism in Eukaryota, Metazoa, Arthropoda, Insecta, Hymenoptera, Apidae. The record is from the annotation of a GenBank genome assembly.
AUUCUGAUUUCCGGUUUCCGAGUGAACGGAGCACGUUUGUGUCAUGCUGCUUUGAGUACGAUUUUACGAAGAAAUUAGUUUCUUUUUACGUUUUAAAAAAAGUUUCGGAAUUUCGAAUCUCAUUGAAACGCGUAUAAAAAGCGGCGAAGAUGGAAAACGGACAAGAAAAGAAUAAUGUUGAAACUGCGACAAACGGUCCUACCGAGGUUAAAAACGAGAUGCCGGUUUCUACCGAGGAAAAUGCCGCCAAACAAACUUCCGAAGAACCAUCCAGCGAACUCUUGGAAAAGAUAAAAAGACAAGUUGAGUAUUAUUUUGGAGAUGUGAAUAUGCAGAGAGACAAAUUUCUCAUUGAACAAACAAAGUUAGAUGAAGGAUGGAUUCCUAUGACUAUUAUGUUGAAAUUUAAAAUGUUGGCCUCUAUGAGUCAAGAUGUUGAUGUUAUACUAAAAGCCUUGGAAUCAAGCGAACUUAUGGAAAUAUCCGAAGAUAAGAAAAAGAUUCGUCGUUCUCCAAAGCAUCCUUUGCCGGUAUAUAACGCAGAAUACAGAAAGGCACAGGAAGCUAGAACAGUAUAUGCAAAAGGAUUUCCUUUACAAGACACUACUAUUGAAAAACUUACAACAUUUUUCAAUGCUUAUGAACCAGUUGAAAAUGUCGUUAUGAGAAAGUAUCAAGAUAAAGAGAAAGAGUUCCAUUUUAAAGGUUCUAUUUUCAUACAGUUUAAAACUCUAGAAGAUGCAAAAGCCUUUAUGGAUAGGGAAUCUGUAAAAUAUGGAGAUACUGAAUUGGUUAGGAAGUGGUCUUGAAAGAAGAAUGUAACAAUAGUGACGAAGAAGAAGAAAGUGAUAAGAUUACUCUAUUACCAAAGGGUUGUGUAAUUCAUUUUUCUGACGUACCUAAUGAAUGUUCAAGGGAGAAUAUUAAGGAACGUUUAGGUCAACUUGGUGCAAAUGUUGCGUUUGUUGAUUUUAAAAUAGGUGAUAAGGAAGGAUGGGUUCGACUGCAAGGAGAGAACACUGCAAAGACUGUAAUUGACAAAAUGAAUGAAAACAAAAUAAUAAUAAACGGUAAAGAUGUUACAUGUCGCGUCUUGGAGAGCGAUGAAGAAGAAAAAUAUCUCAUAAAGGUAAAAGAACAGAUGGCAAAUAGUAGGCAAAAAUUUACCAAAGGGAAAAAAGGCAAAAAAGGUCGCAUCACACGAGGACAAAGGAAAAGACAUAGCAAUGAUGGUGCUGAUAUAAUUCCCACUAAAAAGGGAGCUGCUGAAUAGUUUAGAAAAGUUAUUUAAUUUCGAAAAAAUAAAACUGUUCUAUACCCUGCUACACAUGUAUAUUAAUCAUAUUUUUAUUAUACACAUACUUAUGUAUAAACUAUGAAGAUAGACGUUACAUUACUAUGUAUUCAAAAUAGGUAAAUUUACUUUAAGAGUAUAUUUCUUGAUACUCUAUCGAGCGGUGUGUAUAAUUUGAAAAGAUAAAAGUACAUCACCGUUUAUAUUUGUAAAUUGUACAUUAUUUUGUAGUCCCACAUGUAACUUAAUAUAUUCAAUUAUUUUACAGUGAAAUUUAUAAAGAUGUUUCCAUUAUUUAAAUUUGUUAUACGCUCAAUAAUAGCAUUUACGAUUCGUUUUAUUCGCAAAGAAUAUUUGACGAAUCUUUAUUUUAUUUUAUUUUAUUUUA